Molecule: messenger RNA, 4223 nt
Organism: Pygocentrus nattereri (red-bellied piranha)
Lineage: Eukaryota; Metazoa; Chordata; Actinopteri; Characiformes; Serrasalmidae
Gene: amd1
Product: adenosylmethionine decarboxylase 1
Exons: 9
Coding region: 229-1236 (335 amino acids)
Biological process (GO): spermidine biosynthetic process; spermine biosynthetic process
Cellular component (GO): cytosol
Molecular function (GO): adenosylmethionine decarboxylase activity
Source: RefSeq, a predicted model, not a curated record
CCGGCGACAUUAGCUAGCACUCGCUCACGGUGUUCUCUGUAAAAGGGGAAGACGGUAAAAAACAUUAAAAACCAACCCAAGAAAUCAACGACCCGGACUGCUCAAGGACUGUACCAAGAUCACUAAGUUAUCUGCCCAACAAAAAGGACUUUUAAUAAGCUGAAAACCCGAGCUACGUUUAUUUUUUCUUUUCUUUUUUUCUGUUGUUGGUGUCUUGUUUGUCUCACGAUGGAGGAAAACGGUGCACACUUCUUCGAGGGGACCGAGAAGCUGCUGGAGGUGUGGUUCUCCCGGCAGGAUGAGACCAAAGGAACCGGGGACCUUCGCUCCAUCCCGAGGUUUGAGUGGGACAAACUUCUGGAGAAUGUGCAUUGUUUGAUCAUAAGUGUGACAAAGACUGACAAGCAGGAAGCUUAUAUACUCAGUGAGAGUAGCAUGUUUGUCUCCAAGAGACGUUUCAUUUUGAAGACAUGCGGAACCACCCUCUUACUGCAAGCGCUGGUGCCCCUGCUGGAACUGGCGCGGGAAUACUGUGGCUUCGACACCAUCGAGAACUUCUUCUACUCUCGUAAGAACUUCAUGAAGCCUGCCCACCAGGAGUUCCCUCACCGUAACUUUGAGGAGGAAGUGGAAUUUCUCAGCCAGAUUUUCCCAAAUGGAGCAGCCUACUGUAUGGGGCGUCUGAACUCUGACUGCUGGUACUUAUUUACUCUGGAGCUGCCAGAGUACUGGGAGAACAACCAGGCAGACCAGACGCUGGAGGUCCUGAUGAGUGAUCUCAACCCAGCUGUAAUGGACCAGUUCUACAUGAAAGACGGUGUUUCCGCUAAUGAUGUCACUCGUAUGAGUGGAAUUCGUGACCUGAUUCCAGGUUCUGUGAUUGACGCCACAAUGUUCAACCCUUGUGGAUACUCCAUGAAUGGAAUGAAAACAGAUGGAACUUACUGGACAAUUCACAUCACCCCUGAACCAGAGUUCUCCUACGUUAGUUUUGAAACCAACCUCUCCCAGACAUCCUACGACGACCUUAUCCGAAAAGUUGUGGAUGUCUUCAAGCCAGGGAAAUUUGUGACUACGCUUUUUGUCAAUCAGAGCUCCAAGUGUCGCAGCGUCUUCUCUUCUGCGCAGAAAAUCGAGGGCUACAGGCGCUUGGACCGCCAGUUGGCCCACUUCAACGAUUACAACUUCGUCUUCACCAGUUAUGCCAAGAACCCACAACAGAGCCAGCAAAGCUGAAGCACACCGAUGAAGAAGCGUAAAAAGAAAGCGGCCGGGCGCAGGCAACCUUUCUGCGUCCAGCUGUGUCCUCUGUCGCUCUGCUGUUUGGAGUCUUGUUGCUGUAGCCGUAUCACAAGUUUAACCUGUAAGCAUUCUCGUACUGAUAACGUAGAUAUCUUGCAUGAAAGCUCUUGUUGUGUCCGUGUAGAUAUUCUAGCUCACUCUUGCUGUGAUCUUGAAGUGCAUGUAGAGUUAUUAAGCAGGGUGUGUGUGAGGCGUGCCCCGCCGGCCCGACAUGCACGACGCUCCCUCCCAUUCCUGCAGGUCUCCCCCCUCAUCCUCCACAGACAGGGUUUCCGGCCCCACUAGGCAAGGGCCCUGACAUGCUCAGAUCUGUCCUGUCCACUGUGUGGGCUGACCUUUCCCCAACACAGUCCGUACACAUUCUGAUGGCUUCGACUUUACAUUCCACACUUGCACAAAUGACAGCUGUAGUGGCCCAACUCUUGGUGCCAGUUUUUUAUUGGGAUAUUAUCCCCCUUUCUCUUUCCUUGAUGUUUUAGCUGUGAUUUUAGAAGAUUGACAUCAGUUAUGUAUAUCAAGGCACUGGGACAGCCCCAAAGGGUGCCAUACAAAUACAUAACAAUAUUAAGAGGAAUUUUGUGUAAUUUAAUAAUACAAUAUGUAUUGUAAAGGCCUUUAAAAAGAAAUGUACGUAACACUUCAUAUGAAACUGCACUUAAAACACCAAAGCGCCACACCAAGGCUUUUUACAGCACUUUUUUAUUGCCAUUCUUUUUUCUUUCCCCUCCUUUCUCUUUGUCCUUGCUGAAUGUAAAGCCAUUGGGGGGGAACUAAAGCUGCAGUUCUGAAUGUUCCAAUGUAGAAGUGCUAAGAGAAGUCCUGAAAGGCCUGUGGCGCUGAAUGUAAGACGACGUUACACGUGUGUGUGUGUGUGUGUAUUUUAGAAUGUGAAUAACAGCUCUCUGCCGUCCAUUGUUGCUCUCGUCAUUCAGGACCCCUGAAGCUGCCCAGCGCAGUGCCCGUUAGCACUGCACUGUGGGCAGGCCACCCCAUCCUGAAUUGAAACAGUGGGACAGACACUUUGCUUAGUGCAACGAUCGCACAGCAAAGCAUUUUUCUUUUUCUAAACAAUGUGUCCACUCUCUCUCUCCCUCUCCCUCUGUACUGAAUUUGGUAACCACACAAUAGAUGCGCACAGAUCUGAGCAUGCCAGGGUUCUCCCGGAUCAUUCCACACUUAACAGUUGCAUAAACUGCCGUUUUAUUAAUUUUAUUGUGCACCCACCGUGCAGACAGUUUUUUUGCAGUGAAUCAGUCCAAAAUGUGACUCCAUUGUCAGUCUUUUUUCUUUUUUCUCUCCCUCUCUUUUUUUCUGUCUUUGUUUUGGCCCCCUUUGUCAAGCGAGGGAAAGAUCGUGUCCCUGUGCUGCAUGCGAAUAGUGCUGUAGAGGUGCACUCUGGCCGUCCUAUGUGUCAGCCUCAGCUUUUUUUUUUAAUAAGUGUACAGUGCUUCGUUCUCUCCUCUUUCUCUGAGUAUUAGCCAGCGUUAAGGCCGUUAAGUUAGGAUGUUUCUGGAGUUCAUUUUGGUUUUCCCAGGUUUUUUUCUUUUGGACUGGUGGAGUAAAAGAUGCCUUGUUCUGACAUUGGCAUGAUCCUUUUUUAUACAGCAGUUUACAGCAGAUUUGAUCUCCAAUCUGUUAAAUCAGUAGAUUGACUAGAUUUACAAAGCUAAAUUGUAAUUUUAUGUAAUGUAACUCUAACAUCCUGAUGGGGCUUUAAAGCCUUUCGCUGACUGGUCAGGCUCAGGCUUGCAGGCUAUAGAGUGCAGGUGAGAUGUUGCUGGUUUAUUGGGACUUUUCAGCUCUCUGAGCAAGCCUGGACUGUGUUUCUGUAAAGCCAUAUUGACUGUGGUGAUGGGUGCUGUUGGAGUUGUUGAGGAUGGUUCUUUCCCUGUUGCGACGUGUCCGCCUAUCACAAAGCCUCUUCGACCAGAGAGUGCCAAGAGAGAUGGGUUAAACAGGUUGCAGCCAAAAUGGGGAGAUGAGGCGUCCUCACAGUACUGAGGUCUUUAGUCCUGGUUCUGUAAUUUGUCCUCUGCAAAGUCUCAGUUCUGCUGUUUGAACUGAAUCAUUAUCUUGUAUUGUAGGUCUCCUGGAUUUGCAUUAGACAUGGUCCUUCACUACUAUAAUCAGUUCCAACACUAGGUGUGAUCUGUAAGCCGUUCUUUUGAGUGCCAGAUUCUCUUCCCUUCCAUCCUGAGUGAGAUCACUUUCAUUUAACAGCAGGACUGAUCCAGAAAUAGCACCAGGGCUACAGUCUUCAGUUCUCUGACUGAAGUGGAUGAGAUUCAGCUCCUCUGAUGCAUUGCAGUCAGUGUUUUUAAAGCAAGAAUGGCUUUAAUGUGGACCAUUUGUAGAAGCAGGUUGUUCAGAAUAUAAACAAGAUCGAACUGAGUUGGUCUUUGGAGUUCAGUCCAUAUCUGGCUGGAUAUUUGGGUUGAAAGUACUCCUACCAGGGUGGUUUCGAGCAUAUUGCCAUUUGCUCUUUUUUUUAUACAUAAGUGUUCGUUGGUUUUGUUUUUUUGUUUUUUUUCCACUUUAUAAAUUUUGUGAGGGAUGCCUUUUUAUUCUACGGACCAAUUUGUAUUUUCACUUUUUUUUUUUGUCUUUUUUCCCCCCUUAUACUUUUUGUAAACUAGUGUUCCAAAGGGUGACCACCUGGUAUAAAUUGGAUUUUUUUUUUUUUCUCUCAUCCCCUAGAAGGCUGCAGAGCUGCCUCUAGGGCAGGGGAGAUGCAAUUCAUAAGGAGUAAAGCUAGGCUACUGGUGCUGCAGGACUUUGGUCUGGAUGUUGAGGAGGGAAAGGGAAACUUUGCUGUUUUAAUUCUCUUGCCAUUUCUUUGGUUGGUCAAGAUGUGCUAAAUAUCUGUACUAUGAGCUUGAUGCUUUAAAUAAAAAAAUAAAUGUCAGCUGUUUCCUGUGUGA